AUGUCUAACGGAACACCCCCAUGGCAGUAUACGAGUACUGGGUCGCCCCAAACCCCUAGUGCAGUGCAUGCAGGUUUAUUUGGGAAUAGUGGAAGUUUAAGUUCGAAUAGCAGUGCUAGCAGUGCUAGCACUGGGAACACAUCAGCUUUCAAUAUGAGCGGUUUCGAGGGAAGUGGGAAGGCGAAUAUGAAUAUGAAUAUGCAUAUGAAUGCGAAUUUGAACGGUGGUGGGAUGCAAGGGCUGCCUCCAACAAUGCUGAAUGCGAAUAUGCCGAUAAAUGUAGGGACUGGUUCUCUCAUGUACACUCUGCCACACGAAUCGCUCAUAAGCAAGAACAUGAGCAAAUCGUUCGAGGACGAUCUAUUUUUUUGUCCCAGGUCGCUACUCUCGAAGGAAGAGCUUUCGCAGUGCAGCCAGAUAGAUCUUCUGUACUGUCAACAGCAGCAACAACAGCAACAGAUCCAGCAGAUCCAACAAAACCACGCGGUAUCGCAACAGCCUGUUCAGCAACAGAGGCCUAGGUUCAACCCAUACGUGUCCCAGAGCUUCAACCCUGGCGCAGCCUAA
Messenger RNA from Kluyveromyces marxianus DMKU3-1042, 567 nucleotides. RefSeq lists its product as uncharacterized. The record is from RefSeq and is a predicted model, not a curated record. The coding region runs from base 1 to 567 and encodes 188 amino acids. The transcript has a single exon. Lineage: Eukaryota; Fungi; Ascomycota; Saccharomycetes; Saccharomycetales; Saccharomycetaceae.